AUGUCAUCCCCAAAGUCGCAGAAGUCUAGGUCGCCUACCAAGUCGCCUCCGGGACCGCAGUCCCCUGCUGCGGCAGGCCAGGUUGCUGAAGAGCAGGCGGCAAUUGAAGUUGAUGAUGACUCGGAUUCUUCUUACUCCAAAUCCACUGGGAUUACGGAUACCGAGUCGCUUCGGUCGUCGAUUAUGGCGUUCAAGUGGGAGAAUGGGCGACGAUAUCACGCUUACCAAGAUGGGUCCUAUUGGGCCCCCAAUGAUGAUCGCCAACAAGAAGCUGAAGACCUCAUGCAUGAGGUGUACAGAAUCAUUCUCGGCAAUUCCCUCUAUGAGGCGCCCAUUGGCGACAAUCCUCAGAAAGUUCUCGACAUAGGAUGCGGAACUGGCAUCUGGGCAAUCGAAUUCGCUGAUGAGCAUCCUUCGGCUGAUGUUCUCGGCGUCGAUCUUUCUCCCAUCCAGCCAAACUUUGUUCCCCCCAACUGUAGAUUCGAGGUUGACGAUAUCACAAACGAAUGGACUUAUCCCGAAGACACCUUCGACUUCAUCCAUGCUCGCUCUAUGAUAGGCUGUCUUCCCGAUUGGACCGAGCUUUACCGUAAAGCAUUCAAACACACGAAGCCCGGCGGCUGGGUAGAGAGUGUCGAGCUCUGGGGCAACUCAAAGUGUGAUGACGACACCCUGAAGCCCGAGUCGCCGCUCCACAAGUGGGUUGACGUCUUCAAGAAGAUUGAAUCUCUGACAGGCAAAUCCUUCUUCUGGGAUGACAAGAUGCAGCAGUCUAUCUCUGAUGCUGGAUUCAUCAAUGUUUCGGGUCGAAGGAUUAAGGUGCCCAUUGGAACCUGGCCGAAGGAUAAGACUCUCAAGCAGUGGGGUGCUUGGAACCGCCAUUUCCUUCUUCAAGGUCUCGAGGGUUUCUCUAUUCGUGGCCUGACCGAAAUGCUUGGCUGGAAAUAUGAGGAUGCUCAGCUGUUCUUGGCUGACAUGCGCAAGGAGUUGACGAACCCAGCUCUGCAUGCGUAUCUUGAUGUGACUGUAUUUUACGGACAGAAGCCAGAGGCAUGA
This is a messenger RNA of Fusarium subglutinans, 1056 nucleotides long. RefSeq names its product methyltransferase. Bases 1 to 1056 code for a protein of 351 amino acids. Lineage: Eukaryota; Fungi; Ascomycota; Sordariomycetes; Hypocreales; Nectriaceae. The transcript has 10 exons. The record is from RefSeq and is a predicted model, not a curated record. Gene Ontology annotation, molecular function: methyltransferase activity.